GCUGAGCUAACUUUGCUUUACAGUAGCUUCUGAACAGCCUUGGCCGGGUGGUUGGGAAUGGGCUGGGAUAUACGACAAAGCCCAUAUGCGCCACUUCGUAGUUGUCUCGUGGCCAUGGUUGGUGGUUGGGGCCGGAGACACGACAAAGCCCAUACGCGACAACCUCAGGUCAUGGCGGGCGGACGGGACGGGCCUGGGUUAUGUAAAUGUAGUUUUGCACUCCCUUGUAGUAUGUAUAUUGUAAAAGGCCCCGGUUGGGUGGUCGGGACGGGCCUGGGAUAUUUUUUUUUUCACUCAUGGGAUCAGGUUAGCUCGAUGCUAUUCUGUGCCCGUGGGUCAAGGUGCGGACUUCCUCCCCCUAUUGUUUUUCCUAGGCUCGGCGGGUGGCUGGGAUGGGCCUGGGACAUAGACGGGGAUGGGCGUGUUUCUUUCGGAGAAGUUGGGUGAUUGGAUGAUGGAAUGGGGUCUGGGUGCAAGGAUCCCAGAUUCAUCUGCUCAAACGACAACUUCGGAGCAGCAGCUGUUCUCGCGACAGACCUGGGAUAGUGGUAGGGGUGAUCACGAGCACGAU
Aspergillus fijiensis CBS 313.89 is the source of this 571-nucleotide messenger RNA. RefSeq lists its product as uncharacterized. The record is from RefSeq and is a predicted model, not a curated record. The coding region runs from base 58 to 447 and encodes 129 amino acids. Lineage: Eukaryota; Fungi; Ascomycota; Eurotiomycetes; Eurotiales; Aspergillaceae. The transcript has 4 exons.